CUUGUCGGCAUUGUUAGAAGGCGAGCAGCCGGAUUGGAAUUGACGUACGCGAUUCAUGCAACUUUUACCGUCACAGGCGCCCUUGGAGGCUAUGAAGGCGGCAAUUGUAUAUAAGGAUUACCACCUUAUUAUCUUGUGAGACAUAUAGCGCGGACGGGUCCGCCUUCCUCUUACUUCCUACUGCAACAUGACCAAGCACCCGCAAAGCCGCUACUUGGAGGUGCUGGCGGCCUCUCUUCGAACAGUACAUCAGCAGGGUGAUGCCAUUACAGCCAAGGACUUCUCGUCGCUUUGCGAGCACAUCCUCGAGGCGUUCGACCACCUGGGCACCAUCAUGUAUUUUGCAAAGCUCGAAAUGGGAGGCAAAGUGGAAUCCAUUAAGCGCGUGUCUGGCCAGCUGACAACUCUCCGUGAGGUGGUGGAGGCGGACGUUAAGGCUAACAAGGCCACUGUGAAGGGCUCCUGUGCGCGCAACCUCCACCGUCUGAUGCUGGUCAUCACCUUCGUGCGCCUUAUGCUCUCGAACCUGCUGGAUAAUCCGACGAUGCAGCUAAAGGACGCGCUGUGGGCCGCCUAUCAGGGCUCGCUCCAUCCAAUCCACACCUAUAUGGUUCGCACCGCCGUCUGGGCUGGCCUGGUCACCAUGCCCACCCGCGAAACCUUUAUGCGCAGUAUCGGUGAGACGGAGGAGUCCGCGCGCGCGCACGUGCCGGAGGUUGUUGCCGCAGCCCGAGAUGUGGUGCAGCGCGUGGAGGCCCUGUACGGCAACGCCAUUAAAAUGCCCGCCUCCGACCUCACGUAUAUCCCCAUGACCGGCCCGCCUGCGUCUGUCAGCACGGCAAAGUAAGACGGCUUUUACGGCUCCUGGUUCUUUUCACGCCUGGUGCUUCGACGUAGCUGCAACAGCAGCAGGCGGAUGCCAUUACUGACUGCAAGCGACCUCCUUGGCAGUUCAUUGCGACUAAGCGGACAUGCGGUGACUGAAUGGGAUUUGGGGGCUCCGGAUGGGCCCAUCGAGACGCGUGUUGGUGGUCUAACUGAGGGGUUGCGUACUUCUGACCAGCCGAACUCGGCACAGCACAUGCACAGCAGCACGUACCUGGCUAGGAGCGGGAGAAGGGGCUAGGAUGGCGCUGUUACCUGACAGGGCACCAAUUAUAUGGACGCUUGGGUCGUACUGGGUUCGUGCCCUACGUGGCUGUGUAGAGGGGUCAUGCGUUUGAGCCCGACCCACAUCGAGCAGCACCGGUACAAGGUUUACGCGUGCGUCGUGCUUCACACACGUAACGUAACAUAGCGCACGGGGCGUGGAGGAUAGAGGUGUGCUGUGUAGUCUGGGGCCGGAGAAGACCUCCUGGACGUUGGCCAUGGAGCGUUAGAGCAGAAAGCGCGCGUGCGGGUUGGAGGGGCAUGGUGCUGCAGUGAGAUUGAGCGGGUGUGAGAGGGGUGUGUUGUCGCACACGACAGGAAGCGCAAAAAAGCAGAGCACGGGGCAUGGAGUUAAAUGGAAACGUGAAGAAGUGGCAUGGAGUGAGAAGAUGCGCCAAAAUGCGCUCUAUGGUUCAGUUGUAGAGAGGAGGACGCGAAGGGGAGGUGCUGCAGUAGGAAGAGGGGUAACGGCGAGGUGCCCGCAGAUCGCAGCGCUUGGCAUAUCUAUGUGAAGGGGGUGUUACCAUGACAGCCGUUGCUUCCAUGACAGGUAGGCAGUCGGCGCCCUGAAAUCCCGUGUGCAUCGAAGAAGUUCUGUUUAGGAGGCCCACGGUAGGAUGUAGCAGCGGGGCAGUCGAGCUGGAGGACGCCCCCCUGUGCACAAGUAGUUAAGACCACAGCUAUAUAACAUGCGCGACGUGCAAGGACGGGAGAGCUGUAGUUCACUUCCUGUCGGUACUAGCGGUAGAGUGACGUAGGGAGGCAGCGGCUUAGUAAGGGGUGACUGGGAAUCCACCUCAGUCGCGACUACCUGGUUAGCGGCGACAGUGGAGCUGCGCAGGUGUGUGUAGAGCCGCUAGGCAUGCGCAGUCAGCUGGCGCUACUGCGGCGCAGUGUGCAGCUUAAUAUGUGAAGCUUAUUGCAUUCCAUGCCUCGUGUCGAAUGGUGUGGGGUUGUCUGUGCUAUGUCGUGUUGUGGUGACAUAUGUUGAAGAGGUAGGCUGCAAUAGGCAAUAGGCCGCAGCGUGUGCACUAUGUGUUUUGUGCGGAAUUACUGUUUAUUUGCUUGUAUGGUUUUUCUCCCCUGGGCUCGGUGUGGCUUUGUACAAUACCGAUUAGGAGUGUGUAGGAACGUGAGAUGCUUUGGUGCCGGCGUUUGGUGGGUCUGCCCGUACGGAGGUCGAGACGCACAUCGUACGGAAAUGUGUGUUUUCACCCUGUAAAGGCUGGUACAGGAGGUGUUUGUUACAUGUUGUCUAUCGUUACGUGCUGUACAAUAGAUGUGUGCCGGUUGCGGUUUGUCUUGGUGAUGGGUUGCUAGCGUUCCGCCGGCAGCUGUCAUGACUCGACACUGUGGGGUUCUGCGUGCGUGCGUUGCGAGCGAAUUAGCCGCUCACUAAACGUGGGACAAUGACCAGCUACCGUAUCUAAAUGUGACACCUGUGACAAGAUUUCUUAAUCCUUUACACGUGGCGAUGCACACGCCGUUUCCAUGUCUACGUCCGUCCGUCGAUUAGCACU
Molecule: messenger RNA, 2669 nt
Organism: Astrephomene gubernaculifera
Lineage: Eukaryota; Viridiplantae; Chlorophyta; Chlorophyceae; Chlamydomonadales; Astrephomenaceae
Source: the annotation of a GenBank genome assembly